AUGGUAGGCCUGCGACAUUACGUCGUCAAACCUAGACGAAUUGACAUAGACAAUGAUGAACUGGGCCUUCGCCUCCCCGAGAGCUUCAUCGAAGAUCUCGGUCUUCUCCUUGAUGUUGGCUUUAAGUUUUGGAUCCUUGAUACAAGCAAGUUAAAGAUUGUGGAAUAUGCAUUUAUAAGGUUAUAUGGUGAGGAUGGGAAAGAUAAAAGUGUCCAUGUUCGAGACACAUUGUAUGAAUUAUUCAAAGAAUACAUGAAUCACUAUUUAUCCAUUGAUCUAAGUGCUUCCACAAUUCCAUAUGAGGGUAGUAGCACAACAUGUUACAAUGAAUAUGGCUUUAUGAAGGACUAUGAUGUUUACGAAAGUCAAGCCUUUUAUACAAAUGAAAGGAAGUCACAACUUGGCUUGUAUUUGGAGGAGCCAUAUGUUGAGAGACAAACUGAACUAGAUGUCAUAGCAUAUUGGAAGUCAUGUGAAAAACGAUUUCCCGAGUUGUCUCUAAUGUCUCGUGAUAUUUUGAUCAUUCCAAUUUUGACUGUGGCUUCUGAAGCAGCAUUUAGUGGAGGGGGAAGAUUAUUAAAUCAGUACCGUAGCUCUCUUGCCCCAAGAAUGGUUGAGGCGUUGAUAUGCACUCGGGAUUGGUUAUUUGGGUCUGAAGAUAAAGCAGAAAAGGAUGAUGUAAACAUUGAUUUAGAGGUUGAUAUCUCCAAUUCUGAAAGCAUAUCCCUUCAAUCUGACUAG
This is a messenger RNA of Nelumbo nucifera (sacred lotus), 741 nucleotides long. The record is from RefSeq and is a predicted model, not a curated record. NCBI's taxonomy places the organism in Eukaryota, Viridiplantae, Streptophyta, Magnoliopsida, Proteales, Nelumbonaceae.